AUGGCGGCCUCGAUCAAUCAUGCACAUCCUCGCCAUAAUGUACCCGAGACAGGGUGCAAGAUGGUCAAUCGGCUGCAGCAGAGCAAAUCUCCCUAUGUCCGAGGACACAUGAACAACCCAGUAGCAUGGCAGGUCUGGGACGCAGAGUCUAUGGAGCUUGCCAAAAAGCACAACCGCCUAAUCUUCCUCAGCAUUGGCUACUCCGCGUGCCAUUGGUGUCAUGUCAUGGAAAAGGAAUCAUUCAUGUCACCGGAGGUGGCAGCGAUCUUGAAUGAAUCCUUCAUUCCCAUUAAGGUCGACCGUGAAGAACGACCGGACAUCGACGAUGUCUACAUGAACUACGUGCAAGCCACGACAGGCUCCGGCGGUUGGCCGUUGAACGUCUUUCUUACUCCUGACUUGGAGCCAGUGUUUGGGGGGACUUACUGGCAAGGUCCUAACUCGAACACAUUCACUGGCCCCGAGUCAAUUGGAUUCGUAGAAAUUCUGGAGAAGUUGAGGGAUGUUUGGGACACUCAGCAGCAGCGCUGUGUCGAAAGCGCCAAAGAGAUCACUAAACAGUUGAGAGAAUUCGCCGAAGAAGGAACACACUCCCAACAAGGAGAACGCGACAGCGAUGAAGACAUGGACAUUGAGCUUUUGGAAGAGGCGUAUCAGCAUUUCGCGUCUCGGUACGAUUCGAUCAAUGGUGGAUUCGGUCGCUCUCCCAAAUUUCCCACGCCGUCCAAUCUGAGUUUCCUGCUCCGACUUAGUGCUUACCCAUCCGAAGUCGCGGAUGUGGUGGGAAAAGAUGAGUGCGAGCAAGCAACCGCCAUGGCCGUCACCACGUUGGUGAACAUGGCUCGUGGUGGACUAAGAGACCACAUCGGCCACGGCUUCGCACGAUACAGUGUCACCAUGGACUGGGGUCUCCCUCACUUCGAAAAAAUGCUCUAUGACCAAGCCCAGCUACUAGACACCUAUGUGGAUGCUUUCCGGUUGACUCACGACCCGGAACUUUUGGGUGCUGUCUAUGAUCUGGCUGCUUACUUGACCGGCGCCCCGAUACAAUCUCCUACUGGAGGAUUCUUCUCAUCGGAGGAUGCGGAUAGCUAUCCCAGCUCAAAUGACACGGAGAAGCGUGAGGGUGCCUUCUACGUUUGGUCGUUGAAGGAACUCACUCAAGUCCUGGGACCUCGCGAUGCCCCCGUUUGCGCCAAACACUGGGGUGUCCUCCCCGACGGGAAUGUACCACCUGAAUACGAUCCGCACGACGAAUUCAUGAAUCAGAAUGUGUUGACUGUGAAGGCCACCCCAAGCAAGCUUGCGAAAGACUUUGGUCUCAGUGAGGAGGAAGUAGUGAGGAUCAUCAAGGCCGGGAAGCAAAAAUUGCACGAUUAUCGCGAGCGUACGCGCGUUAGGCCCGACCUAGAUGACAAGAUCAUUGUGGCCUGGAAUGGGCUGGCAAUCGGUGCGCUUGCCAAGUGCAGUAUCCUAUUCGAAGAGAUUGAGAGCUCCAAGGCUGUUCAGUGUCGCGAGGCCGCAGCCCGCGCCAUCAGCUUCAUCAAGGACAACCUGUUUGACAAGUCCACUGGUCAAUUAUGGCGAAUCUACCGCGAUGGAAACCGUGGAGAUACACCAGGCUUUGCGGACGACUAUGCCUAUUUGACCAGCGGCUUGCUUGACAUGUAUGACGCUACGUUCGACGACAGCUAUCUGCAAUUUGCCGAGCGAUUGCAAAAGUACCUGAACCAAUACUUCCUUUCCCAGACGGACUCCACUGCCACCGGAUAUUACAGCACGCCCUCCGUGAACACUCCCGGGAUGCCCGCCCCUCUCCUCCGAUUGAAGACAGGCACCGAGUCAGCCACGCCCUCCAUAAACGGGAUCAUUGCCCGCAAUCUGUUGCGGCUGGCUGCCCUCCUCAACGAUGAGACCUACCGAACCUUGGCGCGACAGACCUGCAAUUCCUUCGCAGUGGAGAUCAUCCAGCACCCGUUCCUAUUCGUCGGAAUGUUGGAUGUGAUCGUGGGCCUGCAAAUUGGCACCCGAACUGUGACAGGUGUUUUCGCCACGGCGGAGCUAUCGCCUCACCUCCGCGGCGACAGUCUGAGUCGCAAUGCCGAGCCUGUCUCUGCACGCGACCUGAUCCGCCGGCGGGUCCGGGCUGAGGCCGGCGUGGCCGUCUCCUCAUCCAUCGCGGUGACGUCGCUCGUUGACAUCCGGCCCUCGCAUUUGAAAGACUUUGUGGGCAACCAGUCGUUCUGGCUGAAAUCGCGCAAUCCCCUUUUCCAAGACCUCCAGGCCCCCGAGCCAGCCCAAAAUCAUCUUUUGGUUUGCGAAUCUGGGCGAUGCAACACUAUCGAGCUUUAG
Messenger RNA from Penicillium olsonii, 2352 nucleotides. Lineage: Eukaryota; Fungi; Ascomycota; Eurotiomycetes; Eurotiales; Aspergillaceae. The record is from the annotation of a GenBank genome assembly.